Messenger RNA from Pimephales promelas (fathead minnow), 1216 nucleotides. NCBI's taxonomy places the organism in Eukaryota, Metazoa, Chordata, Actinopteri, Cypriniformes, Leuciscidae. The record is from RefSeq and is a predicted model, not a curated record.
ACAACAGCUGGACAUCAGUCAGCAUGCUGGGAUCUUUGAUUCUCCUGUGGAUAUGCAUCUUCUUCAUCUUCCUCCUAGUCCGGAUCCAAAGGCCGAAGAAUUUUCCUCCAGGACCUCGUCCUUUGCCAGUUUUUGGGAAUCUGCUUCAUGUGAACAUGGCCAAUCCUUUGAAGGAUUUGGAAAGAUUUGCAGAACGAUAUGGGAAUAUUUUCAGUCUGUAUACUGGAUCAAGACCAGCAGUUUUUCUGAAUAGUUUUAAGGUUAUCAAGGAAGCUCUGGUGACAAAGGCUCAAGACUUCUCAGGACGGCCUCAAGACUUCAUGAUCAGUCAUAUCUCGGAAAAUAGAGGUGUUGUAUUGGCUAACUAUGGCCCCCUUUGGAAGGAUCAUCGACGCUUUGCUUUGAUGACCAUGAGGAACUUUGGCCUGGGGAAGCAGUCCAUGGAGGAGAGAAUUCUGGGAGAGAUUUCACACAUUGUUGCUUACUUAAACAAAAAUGCUGGAGGAACUGUGAAUCCUCAAAAUAUGUUCCACCAACUUGCAUCAAAUGUUAUCGGCUUGGUUCUGUCCGGAUCCCGUUUUGAUUACAACAAUACAUUCCUCCAGAGCUUCGUUCAGCUCUUUACAGAGAUUGCAAAGAUCCUCAAUGGACCAUGGAUGGAACAUGGUAAGAUUUUAGAUACAUUAAAUUUUCUAUAAAGCCAAUGAUUAAACUAUGAUGUUACCUGCUAUUGCUAAUCAGAGGAAGUUGGUACAGUUGGCUAAUAGGGGGAGGGACAUUCUCAUUCUAGAGAGCAUCUGAUUGGACAAAAUUAUGUAUAGUGCAGUAUGAGUCAUGAAUGUAUAAUUGGUCUUUUUCUGUCAAAUUUAAGCCUGUAUAACUUCUAAAUAUGUAUUUUCGUCAACAUCUAGAGAUUUCACAUCUAGCACAGAUUUCACUAUUGUAGGCUACUCUGAUUCUGUAAGUGAAAGUAAAUCAUAUGAAAAUAUAUUUAAAGCACUUUUUACUCAGGUAUAAAGAGUGAUACAUUUCUAAAUGCUUUAUUUUUGGGGGAUAGGAUCAUAACUGUAUUAUUUAUGUGGUGAAUCACUGCUUUUGAAUGUAAGGGUUUCAGCUCUUGUGUUCACACAUUUCAAAUGAUUCCAGAUCUGCUAUUGAUUAGUAGAUAUAAAACUCCUUACUGGCUGUACUCCAGGCAGUAUGUCAAUAAAUUAUU